CACACAAAGUGAGGAGAAAAAACGAAAACAAACGGAAAGAAAGACGAAAGGAAAAGAAAAACGAAAGAAAGAAAGAAAAGGGAAUCGAAGAAAUAAAAGGCGAAGAAAAUGUGUUCUCCAAGUAAAAGGCGGGAUAUGGAUGUCAUGAAGUUGAUGAUGAGUGAUUACACAGUGGAAACUAUCAACGAUGGUCUGACGGAAUUCAAUGUUAAGUUUCACGGUCCUAAAGAAAGUCCUUAUGAAGGAGGGGUCUGGAAAGUCCGCGUUGAACUCCCAGAUGCUUACCCAUACAAGUCACCAUCUAUUGGCUUUGUGAACAAAAUAUUUCAUCCGAAUGUUGACGAGCUGUCUGGCUCUAUAUGCUUGGAUGUAAUUAAUCAAUCAUGGAGUCCGAUGUUUGAUCUUUUCAAUGUAUUUGAGGUGUUUCUUCCACAGCUAUUACUUUAUCCAAAUCCGUCAGAUCCAUUGAAUGGUGAUGCAGCAUCCUUGAUGAUUAAGGACAAGCAACAAUAUGAGCAAAAAGUAAAAGAAUAUUGUGAGAGAUAUGCAAAGAGGGAAAAGAUCGAUGAUGCUUCUUCAGAUGAGAGCAGUGAUGGCGAGAUAACUGACGAUGGUAGCGGUUUUGAUGAUGAUGACAUUGCUGGAAAUUCAGACCCCUAAAUUAAUGACAGUAGUGUGUACACAUCUAUCAGAGGAUAACCUUUUACGUACAGCUCAUCUAUUCUUAUGUAGGACCAACCCAUAAUUAUAAUGUACAAUUGGCAAAAUUUUAAUGUAAUACAAUUAGGCGCGGCAUACAUGUGUAGAAUUUUAUAGCCAUGUGUGCUGGCAAAGCAUAGCAACUUAGAGGACGAAUGUAAGUUGUUACUAUUAUUCUUUAUGCAUCUUAUUUUCAAAGAACAGGCUACAAUUCGGUGGAAGCGCGAUAUAAAUAUGGUACAGUUUUGAAGUAUUUA
Messenger RNA from Asparagus officinalis (garden asparagus), 956 nucleotides. RefSeq names its product ubiquitin-conjugating enzyme E2-23 kDa-like. The record is from RefSeq and is a predicted model, not a curated record. The coding region runs from base 109 to 660 and encodes 183 amino acids. The transcript is spliced from 6 exons. Gene Ontology annotation, biological process: protein polyubiquitination; ubiquitin-dependent protein catabolic process. Gene Ontology annotation, cellular component: nucleus. Gene Ontology annotation, molecular function: ubiquitin conjugating enzyme activity. Lineage: Eukaryota; Viridiplantae; Streptophyta; Magnoliopsida; Asparagales; Asparagaceae.